Molecule: messenger RNA, 1953 nt
Organism: Epithele typhae
Lineage: Eukaryota; Fungi; Basidiomycota; Agaricomycetes; Polyporales; Epitheliaceae
Exons: 11
Coding region: 1-1953 (650 amino acids)
Biological process (GO): DNA-templated transcription; regulation of DNA-templated transcription
Molecular function (GO): zinc ion binding; DNA binding; DNA-binding transcription factor activity, RNA polymerase II-specific
Source: RefSeq, a predicted model, not a curated record
AUGUCUUCAGGAGAAGAGGACAUUGGAUACAGCAAGAAGCGCAAGCUUCAGCGUGCUUGCGACCACUGCAGACGCAAGAAAAGUGACGGUCCUCAGAUGCCGAAUAAUCGUUGCAGCAGGUGUGUGACGCGCAACAUGGAUUGUACCUACGACGAAGUGAUGCAGGUGAGUACUAUUUUCUCAGGAUUGAUAUCUCACACUCAGAGCACGCUGUCAAAAAGCUAUGUCGAAGGCUUGGAGAAUCGGCUAGAGCGUGUCGAAGCGCUCCUGAAUAAGGUGUGCAGGCAGCAGCUGAGUUCAUGUGCUCUAGCCCGAACUAACGCUGGACGCAGCUCAGCUUCCAAGACACCCACGUUAGAGAUAUCCGAGGCGCUGAGAAACAUGCCGAGUAUCAGUACUCCAUAUGGCGAUACGGGAGGGCAGAGCAGCGACGACGAACACGGGCAAGGCGGUCUUACCGAGGCCUACUACAAGCGCCUCCUGUCCGAUGUCCCCUCAUAUCGGUUCCACGGCAAGUCUAGCACCCUCGUUCUCAUACACCACGCUAUGCAUAUGAAGUUCAAGCUCAUGGGACCGGGACCUGCUCCUGGCGAACCGGGGUAUCAGCCAAUUGGCCAGUAUCAUCGCCAUCCAGUGUGUUCAUCAUUACCUCUCGUAAAUCCGGUUGUUCUAAUACUUCCCCAGAAGGAUCUCCUCGACACGCUCGUUGAUGCGUAUUUUCGAGAGGUCAACAACUUAAACCCGGUUCUACAUGAACCCAGCUUCAAACGCUCCGUUCUCCAAGGGCUUCAUCUGCGCAGGGGAGGAUUCGGUGCCGUUGUUUUGUUGGUCUGCGCCAACGCUGGGCGUUUUGUAGACGAUCCGCGUGUCCUUGUUCCAGGGACGACGGAGCUCGCUUCUGCCGGAUGGGCCUGGUACGACAAAGUGGAUCGAGUGUGGCUGCUCCCAGUUGCACCCGUUGAGCUCCACGACAUCCAGAUUCAUGCACUCAUGGCUGCCUUCCUUUGGUCAACGGCGGCGCCACAGGCUGCAUGUCCUGUUAUCAGCUCUGGCAUUCGUCUCGCGAUUGAUAUUGGCGCUAACCGCAAGAUGAUGUACAGCAGCCCUCCGACCCUUGAAGAGGAGCUGUACAAGCGCGCGUUCUGGUGUCUCGUCGCUCAAGAUUGGAUGGUGGCAUACGGCCUCGGCAGGCCUCCAACUAUCCAUGAUGAGGACAUCGACGUCGGCCUUCCGAUGGAAUGCGACGAUGAGUAUUGGCUCGAUGACUUAGGAAAACCAUCUUUCAAGCAGCCCGAUGGAAAGCCCUCGAAGAUCACCGCCUUCAACUGCUAUAUUCGACUCAGUCAAAUCCUGCUCUUUGCCGUAAGAACAAUCUACGCCGUCACAAAGGUCAGAAUGCAAGCGACCCGUGCAGAUCCCAACUGGGAACAACGGGUGGUCGCCGAGCUCGACUCAUCGCUCAACAAAUGGGUCGAUUCUCUUCCCGCACAUCUUCGCUGGGAUCCGGAGCGCACCGAUACAGUAUUCCUCACCCAGUCCGGCUUGCUUUUUGCGCAUUACUACCACUCUCAGAUCGCCGUGCACCGCCCAUUCAUGAGCCCAACGACGAACGGGGCUCCACGAUCGUUUCCCUCCCACAUUAUCUGCAUGAACGCGGCGAGGUCUGCCCUCCACGUACUUGAUAUGGUCCAUCAGAGGACAGGAAAGAUACCCUAUACAUGUGUUGGCCACGUUACAAUGGCCGGGACCGUACUCAUGAUCAACAUUUGGAUGGAACGCAUGUCUGAUCGACGAAUCGCCGGGAGCAGCCGCGAUCUCGUUUCCGUGCAGAAGUGCGUCGAGCUUCUCGAUCAUCUCAAACAUGUGUAUGUCAUUCUGUGUCCUCGAGUCCAGCAUCCGGAUCACUUACGCCUUGAUAUGAUCAGUGCAAGAGCAGCGGAGAUCAUACGGUAA